CCACAGUUCCUCUUCGUAAAUAAAAAAACAUUAGUAAUAUAAAAAAAAAAAUAAUAAUAAUAAUAAAAAGAAAAAAAAUAGCAACAGACAGAGACAAAAAUUAACGUACAAGACAGGAAAACACUGUAUAAUAUAUAUACAUAUAUACAUAUAUACAUCAUACUUUUACGUAAAAAUAAAAAAAAGUAACCAUUGUACUUGUUACUCAUUUUAAUACAACAAUCAUAAAUCCUGAAAGAUGAAAGUGCAUUAAAUUACCUGUGCAAUUAAUAAAAGUGACGUUACUUGAACUUGUUUUUAAAUCUCAAUGGGCAGUAUUUACGCAUCAAUAAAAAAACAUCGUGACGUAAAAUUAAGUCACUUAACACCACACGACGAUUCAUAGGAUGUGAUAUAUCCUUAUGGGGUGAAAGUGCCUCUUGAGACCAUUUAUUAAAUUACAGUGUAAUAAAUAACAUAAAAAUAACGAGAAUAAUGUUGUCAUACUGCUGCAGUACCAGUCGCCGGGUGUUAUUGUGUCUGACAUUAUCCACGAUGGCGGCAAAUAUUUACGGGGAUAUUCUUGUUUUCUCCGAUACCUCGCAGCAUCAAAUUGAAGAAGAAUUCCGCGACAUACCCGCGCGAUUUGGUCCUCUUAUACCUGUCGAAGGAAUCAGGGGAAAAGUUGUUUCUGCACAGCCAUCAACAGGAUGUCGUUUGAUAGCCCCGCCACCAAAUGACACUAAUUAUACUGGUCUAUGGAUAGCAUUAAUAGCUCGUUACAAUUGUAGUUUUGAAAUAAAAGUACGAAUGGCACAAAAAGCUGGCUAUGAUGCAGUUAUUGUUCAUAAUGUUAAUAGUAAUGAAUUAGAGCCAAUGUCAGCCAAGGAACCACUUGGAAUAAGUAUACCAUCAGUAUUCGUAAGCCAGAUAACGGGUUUAAUAAUAAAAGAAAAUUAUUUAUGGGACAAUGAUUUCUCUGUAUUGAUAAACGAUGAUAUUCCUUUUAAUAUAAAUACCCACUUGUUAUUACCAUUUGCAAUUGUUGUUGGUAUAUGUUUCCUAGUCAUGGUUAUAUUCAUGGUCGUAAGAUGUAUAAAAGAUAGACGUAGACAGCGUAGGCAUAGAUUGCCUAAGUCGAGUUUAAAAAAAAUACCAACACACAAGUAUACCAAAGGGGAUCCUUAUGAGACCUGCGCUAUUUGUUUAGACGAUUAUGUGGAGAAUGAAAAAUUGCGCGUAUUACCUUGUGCCCAUGCAUAUCAUACCAAGUGCAUUGACCCCUGGUUGACGAAAAACAAACGCGUGUGUCCAGUAUGUAAGCGCAAAGUGUUUGCUGCGGAUGAAAGAAUAAUUACUGACAGCGAGAGUGAUUCAGAUGCUGAUGACUCGACUCCACUUAUCAGAGAUGGUCAUCAAGGUACACAAGGUGGUACAUUUACACCGCAACGUGAAAAUCCAUUCACACGAGCAUUGAGAUCACAACAGCGCCGUCAUUCAAAUUCAUCAAACAGCAGCGAUGACUCUUUCAGGUCGCUGAUAACAUCCGGAGGUAGCAGGAGUUCGCAUAACGGCGAGACGUCUGGUAACACGACAUUUCUAGUAUCGGACACUCACAGUAUAAACGGUGAACCAUCGGAUUUCGAGCGUUCUACAGACAGUAAUGACACGUAUACUGUUACUGUGUGUAGUGUAGACGCUGAAGAACAUCCAGCAUCAGUGGUUCACAUUUCACAAUCUCAAUCUCAAUCAGCAGCCCAAGUUCCACCUACAACUUUUGCUCCUGUUAACAAUCAUCCGUUUAAUAAAGUGAGGGAUAUGUUGUCGCGUAAUUAUGAUGGGUUUAAUUAAAAUAAUUAAAACAAAUAAAAUAAACACAUGACUAUUUUUGAAUCCAUUAAAUUUAUUUAUUGAAUGGAAAUGAUGUUCGUUAAGUAGUUGUUACAAAUCAAAUGUAAGAAAUUUCUACUUACUAAAUCAUGAACUUUUUAAACGUCAGUUCAAAUUUUUAUUAUAUUUUUUUUUAAUUUUAAUGCGGAAUCUUUUGAUGAAAUUUAAUCGUGUGGAAUUUUGAGUUUUUAAAUAUUUUUAUAUAUAUCUUAACACGCUUAUUAUUUAAAAUUAUAUAAAUUAGUUGAUUUGGGUAAUUUUCUUUUAGUUGUAUAAAAUGUUUCUGGAUAAUUAUUAAUUUAUUAUAAUUAAUUAAUUAAAUAAUUAGUUAUUUACUUGAGCUUUAAAAUACCUUUUAUUUAUUCGGAAUUUAUUUUAUGAAACUAAAAUAAUUUUUUUUAAUUACAAAAAAAAUGUAAUUUAAAAAAAAUCUUAGAACAUUUUUUAUAACUAAAAAUUAAGCCUAAUUACGUAAUUGAAAAUAUUAAUUAGUUGUUUAUUUUUUAUAGUUUUUUUUAAAUCAAUUAAAAAAAAAAGUUAGUCAUAAUUUUUAAAUAUAUAUUAAUUAAUAAUAAUUAAUAAUAAAUAAAGGUGCUUGAUAAAAAUAAAUAUAAUUUAUAUAAUUAAAUAAAUUAACAAAAAUUAAAAAUUCAAAUUUAUUUUUAUUAACCCUUUGUAAUUUGCGCCAUUUUUAUUUCUCUAGAAAUUUUUUUUUUCUUUCAUACAUUCAGCAAAAUGUCUGCCGACACUUGAAAUAUUUUUUCAACGGACGGUAAUAAAAAUUUCUAACCAUAAAAAAUAUUUUUUACUCGGUAUCGAAAUUUUCGAGAACACACGCGCCCUCUAUACUUACGCUGAUUGGCUGCUUUAAAAUAAAAUGACUGACGUCCAAUAGGAGUGCGUAGAAUGAUCGGUUGCUUCAUAAGCCGAAGGCCAACGCGGCAACCGUCGUAUCAAAUUUUAUAUUUAUUUGAAUUAAUUAAAAGUUUUGAAAAUUUUUGGUUUAUUUUUUUGGUAAAAAUUACAUGAGAGGUUGAAUAAUUAAAUAGGCGGGAGUUUUUUUAAAAAUUAUGAAGGGUUAAUAAAAAAAAUGAAUAAAUAAAAUUACUGAUUACUGGACAGUAAAUAAUUGAUCGAUAAUUACUGUAGAUCGAAGAUAAUUUAAAUGAAUAAAAUUGGCUCUUAUGCCUGUGAUACAGUCGUGUAAAUAAUUGUUGAUAACAAAGAAAAAAAAAGAUAAAUUAAUAAU
Messenger RNA from Microplitis mediator, 3118 nucleotides. Its product is annotated as E3 ubiquitin-protein ligase RNF13-like. The record is from RefSeq and is a predicted model, not a curated record. Bases 475 to 1830 code for a protein of 451 amino acids. Gene Ontology annotation, cellular component: cytoplasm; nucleoplasm. The transcript is spliced from 7 exons. Lineage: Eukaryota; Metazoa; Arthropoda; Insecta; Hymenoptera; Braconidae.